AUGGACUACUGUCAUGGAGGCAGCCUUGCUGCAAAGAUCAAAGAGAUGAGUGAGCCUCCACAAGAGUGUAAGUUCUCAGCAGAGACUCCAAUUCAGCUGAUACCCAAGAUUCUUGGUGGUUCAUGCCCCCCUCUACCAGAGACGUUCUCACCAGAUCUUUGUCAACUAUUGAAUGAUAUACUAAAAAGAGAUCCUCGAUCAAGACCAACAGCCAGUGAGAUCCUGGGGCGUCCUUUUAUUAUCAGCUGUCUCUUAGAAAAGAACACAAAAACUGUGAAGGACCUCCAGACCAGGUUGGACAGGCUAAAGGCCGUGGCUGACGGUUUGGAACAUGUACAUCACGGCACCACCACUGGCAGUCUGACAGGAGGAGUGAUUGGAGCAGUGGGAGGGAUUACAUCCAUAGUGGGCCUAAUACUGGCCCCCUUUACUUUGGGAGCCUCUCUUAUUGUCACUGGGGUUGAAAUAGGGGUGGGUGCGCUUGGUGGGGUCACUGCUGGUGCCUCAAAUAUCACUAAUAUGGUCAAUCAGUCUUCUGAUCGCAAAGCUGUUCGAUACAUCAUUAAAAAGAUUGAACAGAAAAUGAAUGCAGUUGUCACCUGGCUCCAGGAGAUUAGCAACAGUUUACAGACGAUCGGGAAUUUAUGUCAAAAACUUGAGGAUAGCAGUGAAGAUAACCUGUUAAAGCUCGGAUGCAGAGCAGGGAAAGGCCUAGCUGGCAUUGCUGAAUUGGUUCGACUUGUUCAGGUGAUGAACGUUGGCAAGAUUGUAGCACAAGCAUCCAGGGUUGUACGUGUGGCAGAGGCAGCAACAGGUGUUCUUGCUGGUUUAUUUGUGGCAGUGGAUGUCUUCUUCAUUGCUAUGGAUGCAAAAGAGAUACACUACAUUAAGCAGGCAAAGGAAGCAGAGAAAGGAGGCAAAACUGGCUCAAAGUCAGUGUCUCAGACAUCAAACGCACAGGACCAGUCUUCCCAAAAUACCGCUCCAAUCAGAUCUGAGAUCAUGAAAUUUGUCCGAUCAAUCAGGCAGGCAGCAGACAACUUGCAGGAAGUCUUAGAUGAGCUCAAAAGCUGCAUCAAAUCCAUCCCCACACUUAGAGAUGACAAUGAGCUGGAAUGGAAAGAUAUGGAAUUAAUGUAA
Molecule: messenger RNA, 1140 nt
Organism: Micropterus salmoides (largemouth bass)
Lineage: Eukaryota; Metazoa; Chordata; Actinopteri; Centrarchiformes; Centrarchidae
Product: apolipoprotein L3-like
Exons: 4
Coding region: 1-1140 (379 amino acids)
Biological process (GO): lipid transport; lipoprotein metabolic process
Cellular component (GO): extracellular region; membrane
Molecular function (GO): lipid binding
Source: RefSeq, a predicted model, not a curated record